AUGUCUUUCGACCUUUCAUUAUAUUUGGUCACAGAUUCGACCCCAGCUAUCCUGAAGGGUCGGGAUCUUUGCACGGUUGUGGAAGAAGCCAUCAAGGGCGGUGUCACGAUCGUGCAGUACCGGGACAAAACCAGCGAUACUGGUGAUCUCAUCGCAAUGGCUGGCAAACUCCACCAAGUAACCAAGAAGUAUGGCGUACCCCUGUUGAUCAACGAUCGUGUCGAUGUAGCUCUUGCCAUCGGUGCAGAGGGUGUUCAUUUGGGCCAGGAUGAUAUGAAUUUUGCAGCGGCUAAGAAGCUUCUGCCCGAAGGUUCUAUCAUUGGAAUCAGUACAUCCACCGUGCAAGAGGCUCAGAAAGCUAUCUCUGAUGGAGCAGACUACCUGGGCAUUGGAACCAUGUUUGCCACUCCAACCAAAACGAACACCAAGUCUAUUCUCGGUACUGCGGGAACGCAAGAUCUACUGAAGGCAAUCGGUGACUCCUCUGUGGCCACGGUUGCAAUUGGAGGAAUCAACCACUCCAACGUGCAGCGGGUGCUCUAUCAAUCCCGAUGUGAUGCAAAGGGCCUCGAUGGCGUGGCCAUUGUUAGCGCCAUCGUUGGAGCUGAGAGUCCCAAGGAAUCAGCUGCAGAGUUUGCGCGCUUGAUCAAGGACGCACCUGUUUUCGCCUUAACCCCCACACCCUCUCGUGCCAACGAGAUCGAAAGCUUGACACGAGAGGUACCAGCGAUUGUCCGGAAGAUGACCGAGGCACAUCCAUUGGUCCACAACAUGAUCAACUUUGUCGUGGCCAAUUUUGUAGCAAAUGUGGCGCUCUCCAUUGGUGCAUCGCCAAUCAUGGCGCCACACGGUGAAGAGGCCAAGGACUUGUGCCAAUUUGACGGAGCGUUGCUCAUAAAUAUGGGCACCCUGACCAGUGAAAGUGUGUCAAAUUACCAGAAGGCUAUCCAGGCUUAUAACAGCCGAGGCAACCCCGUAAUCUAUGAUCCAGUUGGCGCAGCUGCUACGGAGAUUCGUCGAAACGCCGUCUCCACUCUUAUGGCCGGUGGCUACUUCGAUUUGAUCAAAGGCAACGAAGGUGAAAUCCGUCAGGUAUGGGGAAGUGGUGCUGUUCAACAGCGCGGUGUAGACAGUGGACCCAGCACCUUGGAUGAACAGCAAAAAGCGAAACUGGCUCGCGAUCUGGCUCGCCGAGAGCGCAACGUCGUCCUCCUAACCGGUGUUACCGACUAUCUCAGCGAUGGCGAGCGAGUGAUUGCCGUUGACAAUGGCCACCCAUACCUCGGCCAAGUGACAGGAACUGGAUGCGCCAUCGGCUCUGUUUCAGGGUGCUUCCUAGCUGCUCAUCGCUCUGAUAAGCUUCUAGCCGUCCUGUCCGGUCUCUUGAUGUUUGAAAUCGCCGCCGAGAAUGCCGCCGCCAGGGACUUUGUCCGCGGACCGGGCAGUUUUGUGCCUGCUUUCUUGGAUGAACUAUACGCGAUUCGAACAGCUGCAUUCAAGAGUCAGGACGGUUGGAUCUCUGGCCGUGCCAAGUUGCGCGAGGUGAAGUUGUAG
This is a messenger RNA of Penicillium diatomitis, 1554 nucleotides long. RefSeq names its product bifunctional hydroxyethylthiazole kinase/thiamine-phosphate diphosphorylase. NCBI's taxonomy places the organism in Eukaryota, Fungi, Ascomycota, Eurotiomycetes, Eurotiales, Aspergillaceae. The transcript has 7 exons. The record is from RefSeq and is a predicted model, not a curated record. Bases 1 to 1554 code for a protein of 517 amino acids. Gene Ontology annotation, cellular component: cytoplasm. Gene Ontology annotation, biological process: thiamine biosynthetic process. Gene Ontology annotation, molecular function: thiamine-phosphate diphosphorylase activity; ATP binding; hydroxyethylthiazole kinase activity.